Molecule: messenger RNA, 1491 nt
Organism: Aspergillus niger
Lineage: Eukaryota; Fungi; Ascomycota; Eurotiomycetes; Eurotiales; Aspergillaceae
Exons: 5
Coding region: 1-1491 (496 amino acids)
Molecular function (GO): FAD binding
Source: RefSeq, a predicted model, not a curated record
AUGGCUGAGUCCUAUACUGCAGAAGACCAGUUCAGCAUCCUGGAGUCACUUCUGCGCUCGGACGAGAUAAUUCGUCCUACUUCCCCGACUUACCAUUCGAGCAUUCAGACCUGGGCUGCCCAAAAACAACUGAAACCUCGCAUUGUACUCCGACCCACAUCUAUCGACUCCUUGAGUAAGACAAUCGCCCACCUCUAUUUCACAAAGUUGGACUUUGCUAUCUAUGGACAUGGUUUCAUGUCCGCAUCCGCAAAGGAUGUGCUGGUGAACAUGUCGGCGUUCGAUGGCUUUCACUUUGACAGACAUUCGGAACUCGCCACGAUCGGAGCUGGACAGACAUGGUCGGAUGUCUACCGGAAGCUGGGCGAUGUUGCACCAAAUUAUGGAAUCGUGGGAGCGCGUACCCCUUGCGUGGGCAUCGCAGGCACUAUCAUCACUGGUGGCGUUUCGUGGCUUUCCAGAGAGUACGGGUGUAUCUCAGACCCAGCGAACAUGCUAGAUGCGAAAGUUGUGAAAUACGAUGGCUCGGUUGUUUGGGCCUCUGGCGAGCCGGAUCUUCUGUGGGCACUCCGUGGUGGGGGAGGUGGCUUUGGGGGUAGGCAAUCCAAAAGGUUUCGAUGCGAUACUAAAUGUAUGGUUCCUAACACCCAAGGUGUAGUCCUCGUCGAGGUCGUGCUGCGAGUGUUCCCUUAUCCGCAGAAUAUCUGGGCUGGCCCAAUCCUGAUACCGAGGGAGCAGCUCGAGGUGGUUGCAAAUGGGAUGGCAAACUUUGUCAACCAGCCUCUCGACCCAAAGAUCACAAUGUUUUUGUACGUCGUAAGGAAGCGGCUGCUAGAGUCCAUUGGAGCCGCUUCAGAUAUGCUGGUACUUCAUGCCUUUGAUGCCUGCGGAGAAGCGCAUGGUCGGACCAACUUCCAAUGGGCAUUAAACAUUCCCGGAUCUAUUGAUCAAACCAAGGUUUACACCCUUGCAAGUACUGGUCAAUGGAUGCUAACUAUCAGACCAGACAAGGCACAUAUUGUCAAAGGCACCAUGAAGCAGUUCUGGUCGCCGUUGCUUCUGCAAGAAAUUUCAAAGGAGACCAUUAUCAAUGCUGUCCAGUGGUCUGAGAAUAUCGGAAAACUGGACGAGUCGCUCGGUGACUGCACUUAUCUCAUCUUCGAGCCGUUGAGUUCGCGCGACCCUGGCGGGGGAGUAUCGAGCUGCGCCUGGCCACGACCUCCAGGCACCAAGCAUAUCUUGCUCCUGGGGACUGGCUGCCCCUCUGAUGCGGGGCGUGAGCAGGAGAACCUUGCACGAGAACUCGCUAUCAAGGCAGGAUCCACAGUCUUGGGGGAAGACGCGGAUCUGAAUUACCUGCCUAAUGGUUUUGAAGUCUUCCAUGACGCGGAAAAGAUUUGGGGGCCCCAUUUCGCUAAGCUGCAAGCUUUGAGGAGACAGUAUGAUCCGAUGAGUAGAUUCAAAGCGGCAAUUAAUCCCUCUGAUGGAUAG